Bufo gargarizans (Asiatic toad) is the source of this 2161-nucleotide messenger RNA. It is a transcript of the gene RNF207, whose product is annotated as ring finger protein 207. Gene Ontology annotation, biological process: regulation of cardiac muscle contraction; regulation of heart looping. Gene Ontology annotation, cellular component: perinuclear region of cytoplasm. Gene Ontology annotation, molecular function: Hsp70 protein binding; zinc ion binding; transmembrane transporter binding. Lineage: Eukaryota; Metazoa; Chordata; Amphibia; Anura; Bufonidae. The record is from RefSeq and is a predicted model, not a curated record.
GGGACAAAGCCCGGGCGCUGCCACCAUUCACCCACCGUCCUCUCACAUCUCUGCAGACAUGUCCGGAGGGAUAUUCUCUCCUCUAGAAAAUCUACACGACCUGGACAAGGCCAGUUGUCAUCCGCUUGCCUGUUUCCUGUGCCAUGAGCAGUAUGAGCACCCAUGCUUGCUCGACUGCUAUCACAACUUCUGUGCCAACUGCCUCCGUGGUCGGGCUGUAGACAACCGACUCACGUGCCCUCUAUGUGGGCACCAGUCUAUAGUGAAGGGAAACAAUGCUCUGCCCCCAGUGGACAGAUUGUUGAAGUUCCUCGUGGACAGCUCAGCUGACUCCGGAGAGAUUGUACAGUGUGCCAACUGUGACCUGGAGAGCAAAAGGCAGGAUGGCGAUAUGAUGUAUUUCUGCAACACCUGUAAUCAACCUCUGUGUGUCAAGUGCAAAGAUGAGACCCAUAAAGCUAAAAUGUUCUCCUGCCAUGAGAUUGUGCCCCUAAGUAAACAAGCUAAGGAUAUUCACAAGAAAUGUGCCCUACACGAGGAACCCUACAUCAUGUUUUCUACAGAGAACAAAUCUAUGCUUUGCAUCAACUGCUUCCGUGAUAUGCAAGUGGAAAGUCGAGCUCACUGCAUUGACAUUGAAACAGCUUACAUACAAGGAUGCGAGAAGCUGGAUGACGCUGUUAUGACUGUAAAGGAGCUGCAGACAUCAACCAGAGAGGCAAUCCUACUGAAGGCCAUGAUUGAAGAGGUCCGGAACAGCGCAGAUGAAGAGGAGACGUCAAUCAAUAGUCUUUUCAGCAGCAUGCAGGAAAAGCUGGCAGAACGCAAGAAGAUCCUUCUGAAAGCUGUUCAGUGCCAAUAUGAAGAGAAGGAGAAGGCCUUUAAAGAUCAACUCUCUCACCUCGCCUCCCUUCUACCUACCUUACAAGUCCAUCUGGUCACAUGUUCUGCGUUCCUCAGCUCAGCUAACAAGGCCGACUUCUUGGACCUUGGCUAUCAACUAAUGGAACGUCUGCAGAAAAUUGUGAAACUUCCACAUCGUUUGCGGCCAUCACAGAGCAGCAAGAUCAAUACAGACUAUGCAGCUGAGUUUGCUCGUUGUCUGGAGCCCCUGCUAAUGUUCAACCUUCGGCGUGCCGGCAGUGUGAACGGCACGUGCUGUGCACCAGGACAUGGAAACGGAUGCAUCAGUCAGUGCUCCAAGGCUAUAAUAAUGCCUGGAUGUACAUCCUCCUGUGACAAAAUAUCCAUCACUGGCACAAUUGUUCGUAAACCUACCAUGCAUCGAUAUAUCAGCACCAAAGUCCUGCUGGCAGAAGGAGAGGACAACCCAUUUACUAAACAUUGCCGUAGUUUUGAAGACAUGUACAGGACAAUCCAGCUGGAGAUCCAGAACCUGAAGGACCAGGUCCAGGACCUGCAUCGGGACCUCACUAAACACCAUUCCCUUAUUAAGACUGACACAAUGAGUGAUAUCAUACAGAAAUCUCUGCAGGUGGAUGUUCAGAUUGCCUCUGAAUACUCAUCUGUAGAAAUGAUGAGGACGGCAUUCGAAGAGAUAUGGGAGGAAACAUAUCAGAGGGUUGCAAAUGAGCAGGAAAUUUAUGAAGCUCAACUACAUGACCUUCAGCUCCUAAAGCAAGAAAACAGCUACUUAACCACAAUUGCCAAGCAGAUUGCACCAUAUGUACGAUCCAUUGCCAAGGUUAAAGAGCGCUUAGAGCCCAGACUGAAAGAGCCGAAAGAACAGACGGAUGAUGUAUCAGAGAAAAUAUUUGAGGAGUCUUCAUGGCUAGAACUCCACAUCAGGACCGACGGUCCUGAAGAGCAACAAGAAAAACCACUGGAGCUGAAAAUGUGUGAAGACGCGUUGUUAAAAAGUAAAGAAUACUACAGGCUAAAGCAGAACACGCCAAACAGCAAAGGGUUAAGCACAUGAAGAGUAAAGCAUGCAAGAAGUUGACCAUGAGAUGUAUGUAUGUAUGGAUAGUCAUUCAAGGGUUAAAAGGGACAUCUAGAGCUUACUUAUCUGAGCACUAAAUGCAUUCUGCAAUUGUUAAAAUCAAGAUCUAACACCCCACCCCCACCCAAAUUUGGGAACUCUGGGACGCAGACUGCCAGCUGAUGCAUGUCCACAUAGCACCAAGCUUUUUGUAUGUAA